Dujonia railenensis is the source of this 321-nucleotide messenger RNA. The record is from the annotation of a GenBank genome assembly. Lineage: Eukaryota; Fungi; Ascomycota; Pichiomycetes; Serinales; Debaryomycetaceae.
AUGAACAAUCAAAUAGUCAACCAAAUUGAUCUGCUAGUUGAACAGAGUUGGAAAAAUUCCAGAAAUUCGUAUUAUAAAUUGCAUGGGUUCGAAGAACAGAAAGAAGACGAAGAAGUUGAAUCCACCGGUACUUCUCCACACAUACACGGUGAAGGUAGUGUAGAUGAUCUCAAGAUUCCCGUUCAAUUGAGUGAGGGCCUCGUCAAGUUGUUAGAAACACAAGAUAAUAGAGACAUUCUCGAAGAAGACCUUAAGAAGGAGCUAAUGAGGUGGUUCUGGAUGGGAUUCUAUCAAGGCAAAAGAACCUCAGAUGCAACAUAG